UUUAUUUGGGAACAGAGACUGGCGCCAGUCUAGGCUAAAUUGUGACACAGAAAGUAUCAACAGUCUUGUCCUGUUGUCACGCUCGCUUGAUGAGAGAACCAGUCACAUUCGGACGACCUCAACCUUGGAGAUGUUGCUUGGUGUGUUGAGAAGAACGUUAGUCGUGCUGCUGGUAUCAUGGCUCACCUGUGAAGUGGUGUCGAAUCCACAAUUGUCCUACCUGUUUGACGAGUCUUCCUGUGUGUGGGAAGAGGACGGUCAAGUGGCCAUUCCAGUGCGGAUAACUGGGAACUUGACGGCCCCUGUGACACUGACCAUCAACACAGUGGAUGUCACGGCCACCUCCCCUGGGGACUUCACUGCCCUCUCGUCACACACCGUCACUGUGACCCCUCCGGGCCGGGGCACCUUCAUCACCAUUGGCAUUGCGAUUGAUGGGGAUCCCGAGGAAGAGGAAACAUUCAAUGUGACAAUUGAAGCGCCCAACUUUAACAAGCUCGAGCUCACUGUCUGUAUUUCGGACGAGGAAAUCGACCAUGACGCUAAAUCCUUUCCACAAUUAUCUCACCUGUUUGACGAGUCUUCCUGUGUGUGGGAAGAGGACGGUCAAGUGGCCAUUCCAGUGCGGAUAACUGGGAACUUGACGGCCCCUGUGACACUGACCAUCAACACAGUGGAUGCCACGGCCACCUCCCCUGGGGACUUCACUGCCCUCUCGUCACACACCGUCACUGUGACCCCUCCGGGCCGGGGCACCUUCAUCACCAUUGGUAUUGCGAUUGAUGGGGAUCAAGAAGAAGAGGAAAGUUUCCAAGUGUUAAUUGAAGCUCCAGGCCUUAACACACUCGGAGUGACAGUUUGCAUCAGUGAUGAAGAGUUCAGCGAAGGUGACCUCCUGAAGUUGCGAGUGCCAAGAAGCAUUUCCGUCUCUGAAAACGAAACAGCUAAGAUCCCAAUAUGGAGGGGACCCUUUGACACCGACCCCCUUCCCCUGGCUGUGAAGUAUGAGGUUGGCAGCGCCAGGGUGCAUCGUGAUUAUUCAGCCGCAGUGACCAGGCUCGAGUUUGGAGAGGGAGAAGCAAAGGCGUGGCUGGAGAUCCCAAUACUCAACGACGAGGUGACUGAAUCGAGGGAGAAAUUCUCCGUGACACUCAUCGCGGAGGGAUAUUUCGAUGAGACACUGAAUAUAACCAUCCUCGACGACGAUGGAAAGGACACAGCACUAUUGGAUUUCAUCGUGUCUGAUAUGAGGUGUGUCUUUGAGAAUGAAACAGCCAUACAGCUGCGGGUUGGAAGGCCAGCGUCAGACACGGGUACACUGAAUGUCUCUGUGGAGUACGACACCGACAGCGCCGAGGCUGGCAACGACUUUUCUACAGUUGUGACUCGCCUGGAGUUCGCUAGAAAUGAAGAGAGUGUUAUGCUGAUGAUUGGUCUAGUUCAGGAUGAGGUGAUUGAAUCAGAAGAAGUAUUCUUCAUAAAACUAACUCACGAGAGAUACUUCAGUAAAACCAUCCAACUCUGCAUCUCAGGAGACAUCGAUAAAAACCAAGUCAAAGAGUUCACCGUCGUGGGCAAGUACUGCUUCAAGGAAGACGAGGAAGCUCCACACCUCCAUGUCCUCAGACCCCCAUGCGACACGGAAACGCUGACUGUGACGUUGGAAUACGACGACGGCACCGCCAUGGACGGCAGCGACUACUUAUCAAACGUCACAAGUCUACAGUUCGCUGAAAGGGACAGACAGGCAACACUGCAAAUACCAAUAUUAAAAGAUAAGAUCAUGGAAUCACGGGAAAACUUCUCUAUCACACUUUAUACGGAAGGAUAUAACAACGAAACCAUACAAAUCUGCAUUAUUGAUGAUGAUGAUUAUCUCGUGUUCACCAUAAAUGAAAAAACAUGUGAACCGGAGAAUCGGGGAGUUGUCCGUCUUCACGUCCACCGAUCCCAGUUUGACAGAGGACCUUUGAAUGUGACGGUGCAAUAUGAAGACGUCAGUGCCAAAUCUGGAAGCGAUUAUCUGACAACUAUUCGUAUUCUCGAGUUCCAUGAAAUGGAUGAAUAUGUCAUCCUGGAAAUUCCGAUUGUUGACGAUCUGGGGACUGAGUCCAGAGAAACGUUCUUGGUCACACUGUCUGCUGAGAAUUAUGCCAACACAACCAUUGAAGCCUGCAUAGAAGAUGAUGAUGCUCCUGUUCAUUUUGACUGCAACCGAUAUGGAGUGAACUGUGCUUCCGGAACAACUUGCCCACCCAAUGGCAAGACGUGUGAUUGUUCGGGUGUGCCCGGAAGGACAGGCCCUGACUGCAGCAUCAUAGCAGAUGACGUCAACGGGUCUGGGUGCCAAGACUUCGACUGUGGCUCCAGGGGCCAGUGUGUGUCUGUUAACGGCACGGGGCAGUGUCGAUGUUAUCCCGAGUUCUACAGCACCGGAGACAAGGCCUGUCAGCUGAAGCGAACCAUCAUCACUUCCUGUGACAAUAACAAGAUGACGGUCUGCAUGAACCCCAUCAACGAGUUUCAGCCUCUUGUCACCGUCUCUGGCUACACGUCGACUCAGUGCACGGCCAGACCAGUCCCCGACCCCGAUGACCCUACAGACAGGAUCCCAGCAGAGGUGAAGGGUCAGUGUAUCACAGUCGAGUUUGAAGGGGACUGCGGAAGAUACCCCUCUGUAAAACAGGGGAAUGAUGUCUGCCACACUGUGUCGUACCGCAUACAAUAUAAUCCGAUCCUACUCGUCGCUUCGGAUGAAAUCCUGUUUGCGAAAUGUUGUCUUUCCCCUAAUGGUACAGUGUCUACUACUGUGGAUGCGGACGCUUCGCAGCGGUUCAUCAACAAACAGUUUGAGGAGGAGUUUUAUAGGGCCAAGCUCACCCUCACUCUGCCGAAUGAACUUCCCAUUGUCGGACCGAUUGCUCUGAAUCAAGUUUUCAGCAUGUGCCUGGAGGCCACAACUGGGGGGUUUGCCUAUCUCGGUUUGUUGGGCAUACUGGGGCACAAUGGCAGGUCCGGUGCUUCACGGAGAGAAGCUGUAACUUACGGCGCUAAUGGCUGUCCGGACGAGUCCGGGAAAGCGCUAGUUGACGUGCUGCCACGGAGAGAGUCCGACACAAAGAUCUGCAUGGACUACAAGCCUGGAUACUUCACCCCUGGGCCGUCGUCCAUGAUAUAUGAGGUCACAUACAAAUUGUGCCUCGCCGACAGAAAGGAAGAGUGCAAUCUGAUCCCUUGUGGCGCGGCGAACAGAAGACGACGUCAAGCACUUAACGGAACCUUUGAAGAGACGACAUCAGCUACUGUAUACUUCCUCAACGGAUCCACUGAUGAGGCAACAGGAAGCAUGGUUUGCGAGUGUACUCGAGAGUCGUCCGUGAUGUUCCCCGCCAUAAUCGUGGUGUGCGUGGCUGCCCUUCUGUUACUCCUGGUCGUCUUCUCCAUGUACAUACGGAACAGGAGGACAACACGAGCAGCAAACACAGCCUCGGGACGACAAUGAGAUCUCGCACCAGAAAGACCUCUCAUUUUUACAUCACAACAUUUUACAGAAUGAUCAAUUGGUGUUAUGAAAAAUUGGAGUUUUUCCCUUGACGAUGGUACUAAUGAAACUAAGCUGUAUCAGAACUAUAAAUAGCCAUGCUUUCAAACGUGUAACACAUACAAUCACACGAACAAGAUUCACAUUUCGAAACUGAUCUGAGGAUAUAUUAUCAACGUUUAUGUAUCUGUAAAUAAGUAUUUACAUUUUCUUUACAUCUAGGUCUCCGGUAAUAGUCUGGGCAAUAAAUUGUAAAUGCCAUUGCAAAAGAUU
Molecule: messenger RNA, 3814 nt
Organism: Haliotis rufescens (red abalone)
Lineage: Eukaryota; Metazoa; Mollusca; Gastropoda; Lepetellida; Haliotidae
Exons: 23
Coding region: 131-3502 (1123 amino acids)
Biological process (GO): metal ion transport; cell communication
Cellular component (GO): membrane
Source: RefSeq, a predicted model, not a curated record